AUGCUCUUCCACCAGAAACGUUUCUUUGCGUAUCCAAGCGGUGCUCCCAGUCUAAACACUCUCAGCUCUGUAUCUUCGCACAGCCACACUCUUAUCACAACAGACCGAUGUGUAUCACUUCUUCGUUACGGAAACGAUGGCUACACUAUGCACAAGCUUGAGAUUGAUACUCUUCUUACGGGUAAAGCAAAUGUAAUAGCUAGUGCUGUCAUUGAGCGACCACGGACACAACAGUCGCAGGUGGUUGUUGCAUAUGCGAUUGGAGAAGCGCUGUACCUGCAGGUUUUAGCUCCUCAAGACGAAUCUAUGGAACACGCUCAAGCCAUUGACACUUCUGAAUGUGAGAAGUUUGAAUUACAGGUAGCACCAACGUGUAUGUUUAAUAUACGUGCCUUGGGGUCCAAUGGAGACGUCUUCUACGGCGUUGUGGUAUGCUGUACAGACUCCAUGCUGGCGAUUGGAUACAUUGAGAAUGAAAAACACGAGAGUGAAUUUGGUGCUGUUUGCACUCGUCUGGAGAUUGAACAGUUUGCUGUCUUUUUUCCUGAAUUUGCAACGUUUACACACACGAUCUUGGCAGUGGACAUUAUAACGUCAUUGGAGAAAGACUACAGCUGGAUUGCAUUUGGGUGUGCUGACGGACUGGUGCGCGUAUUCCACGGACAAAAUCAUGGAGAUUGCCUUAGUGGUCCAUUUAAGACUAAAGAUCUGCUGUUGAAUGGCCCUAUAACUUCUGUUGCCCUAUACCUGAAACAAGCUGCUGCAUCAGAAGAAGCUAGCUUAACUUGGUGCUGUAAUCUAUUAGUAACAUGUGCGAUCGGCCAAGCGGUGGUUUACGAAGAUUUGUUUGGUACUUUUGACCACAUCGGGAAUGGCGAGGUUUUGUUGGAGUCUGAUACGUUUGACUCAAUCUUCGCAGGUAUCAUUGCUGACAUCGAUCUGGAUGGACAUAUUGAACUACUACUGGGAACCGACAGUCAAGUGAUGCUGGCGUACAAGGAACGAAGUAAUGACGACAAACAACACCAGGGUAUUAAUGGAGAGGUGACGAGAAAUUCGCUCGAGUCUAGCAUUGAUGAGCUAUCAGCUGCGUCACCCAUGUCAUAUGGAAGCUCACACAAUAUUUGGGACGACUUAGAGACGAUUCCAACAAAGGACGCAGGUGGUUCUAUAGCGUCUGAAACUUUACGUUGGAAAUGGCAACGAUUAUCCCGGAACCAUUGGGAUUUGGAGACUUUUGGUGCUAUGUAUAGUCUUCUUUGGCGAGAUGUUAAUCACGAUGGUGUACCUGAGCUACUUGUUGCGAGCUCUACUGGAAUUUAUGUGUAUGAAGCUGAUCCAAUUUUUGUUAUUCAGAAGCUUGAAAGUGUCGUGUCAGUAUUACAUGGAAACAAGAGUAGCUAG
Peronospora belbahrii is the source of this 1404-nucleotide messenger RNA. The record is from the annotation of a GenBank genome assembly. Lineage: Eukaryota; Oomycota; Peronosporomycetes; Peronosporales; Peronosporaceae.